UCCAUAUGACCUCAGCGUUUGUUUGUUUACAAUUGUAAUUUUGGGAAUUAACCUCUUUGGAGAACUUAUUAUGAGCGAAACGAGCCAGGCUUUAGAUGAUGCUGGUGACAAUGAGAAGCGCCCUCAGUUCGGCACACGUUUACUCAAGGAUGACGCCGACGUUUUUAAGCACAACGCUUGGUAAAUAUCUGCAACGGAAUUUGGCCAGCAAAACUUGGGAACACACUCGCCAGCGCAAGAAACCAAGUGGAGCUGGUGGACGGAUACUCAGCGAUGCGCGGGAGGUGUUUGAGUUUAAUGCAUGGGACCACGUGGAAUGGGAUACGGAGCAGGAGCAGGCGGCACAAGCAGCUGUUGAAAAGAAUUCGACGCUGAAAAUGAGCGACGAUCAGCGGGAACGUUUCCAAACGGAUGCGCCCAAGUUCUGGGAUUCGUUUUAUGGCAUACACGACAACCGAUUCUUCAAGGAUCGCCACUGGCUGUUCACAGAGUUCCCCGAGCUAGCACCCCUGCAAGCCAACGAACAGUCACAGCCCCGGAGCAUAUUCGAAUUGGGCUGCGGCGUUGGUAAUACCAUACUGCCCAUACUUCAGUACAGCACAGAGACGCAGCUGCGGAUCUAUGGAUGUGACUUCUCAGAGCGAGCAAUUGAAAUCCUGCGCAAUCAGCAACAGUUCGAUGCCAAACGCUGUGAGGUGUUUGUAAUGGAUGCCACACAGGAGCAGUGGCAGGUGCCCUUUGAGGAGAACUCCCAGGACAUCAUUGUGAUGAUCUUUGUGCUGUCGGCCAUUGAGCCCGCCAAGAUGCAGCAGGUGUUGGAGAACUGCUAUCGUUAUCUGAAGCCAGGUGGUCUUCUGGUCUUUAGGGACUACGGUCGCUAUGACCUGGCGCAGUUGCGCUUCAAGAGCGGCAAGUGCCUGGAGGAUAAUUUCUACGUUCGUGGCGAUGGCACCAUGGUUUACUUCUUCACCGAGCAGGAGCUGCGGGACAUGUUCCAGAAGGCGGGCUUGCAGGAGGAGCAGCUAAUUGUGGAUCGACGAUUACAGGUCAAUCGUGGACGAUGUCUUAAAAUGUACCGUGUAUGGAUACAGACGAAAUUCCGUAAACCUCUUUAAACCCGAAAUCUAACCGAUUUCUACUCGUUAAAUAUUAAGUCAACAGUCAAAAAGCUACUCGUUACAUUUUAAUUUUGAAAGCUUUUCGCUCUCGUCCUUCUUCAAUGAGCUUUUUUCCCAAAUACACAUAACAGUUAAGAAAGCUGCAAGUUUUCGCAGUUGGCUAAAAACGUCUUUCAACACACACACACCGACCGAGCCAGUGAAGAAUUCCUUUGUAGAGCGCUCCGCUGCAAAAGGCUGUCGUGGCAAGUGGAACCCGCACAUACACACACACAUUUACAAAAAAAAA
Molecule: messenger RNA, 1407 nt
Organism: Drosophila innubila
Lineage: Eukaryota; Metazoa; Arthropoda; Insecta; Diptera; Drosophilidae
Gene: Mettl2
Product: methyltransferase-like protein
Exons: 3
Coding region: 96-1115 (339 amino acids)
Molecular function (GO): tRNA (cytidine-N3)-methyltransferase activity
Source: RefSeq, a predicted model, not a curated record